UAUAAACUUGCAGAAACAUUAAAUUUGCUUGUUUUAAUUAGUCUCUCGCUUCUUCACGCUGUGUAUGAAUCGUGAAUUACGACUUUACAAACUUACGUUUUGAACAAAGUAAAAUAGUCAUUCUUGGUGUACAUAUACAUAUCACUGAACAGAGUGUAUCAGUCCGUUUCGAAUUUUGGAGUAGAGAUUAUAACGAAAAUGUCAGUCGAACAGACGACUUGUGAAGAUCUGAAAGCUUUUGAGCGUCGUUUAACUGAGGUGAUAUCAUGUCUGAAGCCGGCAACGAUUCGAUGGCGAAUUAUGUUAAUUCUGGCGACAGUUUGUACCGCGAUUGGUGCCUGGCAAUGGUUGAAUGACCCAGACACUCCAAUGGUCUCGUUUAUCGAUUCUCUGAUUAAUCAUCUCUUCUUUACCUUAUCUAGUCUUGUAUUGAUUCUACUCUUCCUGACGGGGAUACAUACGCGUGUGGUCGCUCCCUCGAUAGUAACGAAACGUACGAGAGAAGUGCUGGCAGAUUUCAACAUGUCCUGCGAUGACACUGGAAAGCUUAUCCUCAAACCUCGACCUCCGCACACUUGACUAAAUGUAUUACAACUAAUGUCCAAUAAACUAUCAUCCUCUGGUCGGUCCUAUUUCAAUCGUCCUAAGAGACAAAUUGAAUGUCGUGAUAGUUAUGAUAGCAAUGAAGGUGGAUCUUCUACUACUAAUGUGGUAGAUGAAUUUGAUGAUGAUUAACUUGAUAAGACGUACACAUACAAAAUUAAGUAUGUUAUUAUUUAAUAUUACACAUGAUGACAAAAGGAUGACUGAAUAGGAGUUAAAAUUAUAAGCUAUACAUUAUUAACGUUCAAUAGAACUAACGAAGCAGGAAUUAUAAUUACUGCUUACUUAAUAUUAAUAUUAUUACAGUAUAGGAUAUAAAUGUGUCAAUAAAGUUUUGUCAAUUUUGUCAA
This is a messenger RNA of Folsomia candida, 953 nucleotides long. It is a transcript of the gene Cnep1r2, whose product is annotated as nuclear envelope phosphatase-regulatory subunit 1. The transcript has 3 exons. The coding region runs from base 199 to 579 and encodes 126 amino acids. Gene Ontology annotation, cellular component: Nem1-Spo7 phosphatase complex; cytoplasm. NCBI's taxonomy places the organism in Eukaryota, Metazoa, Arthropoda, Collembola, Entomobryomorpha, Isotomidae. The record is from RefSeq and is a predicted model, not a curated record.